AUGAGGGCCGUCAAACACCCGUUGAUGGACUGCUCUUACGAACCACAGAGCCGCCAUAGGAGGGACAGGCCGUACCCGCAUCAUUUCGAACAUGGCGACAACAACAACCACAACCGAAGCGUCUGCGACGUUGACACGGAGGCAUCGGUCCCGAGUCCCGAUAAUCCACUCCUCCUAUGGAAUCGGUGCUUGCCCUACUCGGAGGCCUUGGGAUCUGAAGCCUGGAGGGCGCCGAAAGCCCGGGCUGCUUUGGGUCUUGCAGUAGCAAUCUAUUCUCAUUCCGACUCCCUCUUGUUGCCCUGGUCGAUUCUCGGUCUGGGUCAUCUUCCGAUUUCCAUCCGCUCGUGUGAAUUCUCGGACUGUCAAGCUGAUGGUGGGGACGUGACUUGGGUCAAAGACCCAUACAGCCCACCGGAGGGGCCAGCAUGA
Molecule: messenger RNA, 429 nt
Organism: Colletotrichum destructivum
Lineage: Eukaryota; Fungi; Ascomycota; Sordariomycetes; Glomerellales; Glomerellaceae
Exons: 1
Coding region: 1-429 (142 amino acids)
Source: RefSeq, a predicted model, not a curated record